AUGACGGAUUUUACAUCUGUUAAAUUAUAUAUUUAUGAUAUCUCACAUGGUCUUGCCGCUGCAUAUGGUUCAGCAUUAUUAGGUAAACAAAUUGAUGGUGUUUGGCAUACAGGUGUUGGAGUCUAUGGUAGAGAAUAUUUAUUUGGUUCAAGUGGAGUUUCAUAUACAUCACCCGAAGAAAUUCAUCGACAAGGAUUAGCACCUAAACCAAAAGUACGUGAUCUUGGUCAUACAAAGAAAAGUCUAUCGGAAAUUCAAGCAUGGAUUACGGAGAAAAGUUCUACUAGUUUUCGUGGUCUUCGCUAUGAAUUACUCGAUUGGAAUUGUAAUAAUUUCAGUGAUGAAUUUACAAAAUUUCUUCUCGAUAGUACAACAUCCCUCAUACCCGAAGAAAUACUUGAUUUACCAAGAUUCGUCAAAACAACUCCAUUAGGACGAAUGCUUUUAUCAUUUAUGAAUAAAGAUCCAAUAUCUGCAGCACAACAACAACAAGGAUUCAAUAAUAAUUUUGCUGAAUCUUCAAUGCAUACCAUGUCAUCAACUGCAAAUAAUAAUACAAAAUUAGAUAAAACUCCAGCUCGUAAAUCUAUUUUACCGGUAAUUGAUAAAUUAAAAUUACGAGUUAGUGUUAUUGAACAAAAAUGUAAUCGAACAUUAAAUGCAAUUGAAAAAGAACAAUUAAAUGAUAUUGAUCAAUUAUUUCGACCUGAUGCAACUUACUCACCUAUGUUAACACGCGAACAUCUAAUGCUUUUAAUUUCUCUUAUGAUCAAUUCAAUUCAAGAUCAAUCUGGUCAACAAAUAAUCUUAGAAAUACUUCAAUUAUUAUCUGAAUAUGAAUAUGUUAUUAAAAUUAUAAGUGAAAUCAAAGGACAAGAAUCUCCUAUUGAAUUAUUAAAAGGACUUAAUGAACAACCAGAACAAAUACAAAUUGAAUUUUUACGUUGGCGGCGACUUCAAAUGGACGAACAAUGUUAA
Messenger RNA from Adineta steineri, 978 nucleotides. Lineage: Eukaryota; Metazoa; Rotifera; Eurotatoria; Adinetida; Adinetidae. The record is from the annotation of a GenBank genome assembly.